Conger conger (European conger) is the source of this 1376-nucleotide messenger RNA. RefSeq names its product hairy/enhancer-of-split related with YRPW motif protein 1-like. Gene Ontology annotation, biological process: regulation of neurogenesis; circulatory system development; anterior/posterior pattern specification. The coding region runs from base 131 to 1054 and encodes 307 amino acids. Lineage: Eukaryota; Metazoa; Chordata; Actinopteri; Anguilliformes; Congridae. Gene Ontology annotation, cellular component: nucleus. Gene Ontology annotation, molecular function: RNA polymerase II cis-regulatory region sequence-specific DNA binding; protein dimerization activity; DNA-binding transcription factor activity, RNA polymerase II-specific. The record is from RefSeq and is a predicted model, not a curated record. The transcript is spliced from 5 exons.
GUAGCUAAUGAUAUCGUGGGAAACAAGAUCGGUGUUUAAAUUCUGAACGUCACUCUACUGGUGCCAGUCAGAGCCUCUGCUUGGGACGUUGUGAGCUGGAUAACUACUCGGUUCUAGUCUAAGUGACAAAAUGAAAAGAAAUCGUGAUUACAGUUCAUCGGACAGCGAGAUUGAUGAAAACAUUGAGGUAGAGAAAGAGAGUACCGAUGAAAAUGAGAACUUUGGUUCUCUGGAUGGAUCAAUUUCACCACCAACAACAACUCAAGUUCAAGCAAGGAAACGCCGGCGAGGAAUAAUUGAGAAACGGCGCCGUGAUCGGAUCAACAACAGCCUCUCUGAACUCCGAAGAUUGGUUCCAACCGCUUUUGAGAAGCAGGGUUCGGCUAAAUUGGAAAAGGCUGAGAUUCUGCAGAUGACUGUGGAUCACCUGAAGAUGCUUCAUGCUGCGAGUGGAAAAGGUUACUUUGAUGCCCAUGCACUGGCUAUGGAUUACCGCAGCCUGGGAUUCCGUGAGUGCCUAGCAGAGACGGCUCGCUACCUCAGCUUCAUGGAGGGCCUGGACAGCGCUGAUCCACUGCGGAUCCGUCUGGUUUCCCACCUCAACAGCUAUGUCUGCCAGAGGGAGGCACACUCAGGACUUGGACAGUUGGCAUGGGGGUCUGCUUUUGGAACACCCCCCUCCCACCUGGCACACCACAUCCUCCUACAGCAACAACAGCCGGGGCAAGGGCGCCCCUGCGGUCCAAGUAGCCCCCGCCCUCCUUCCUCCUCCCCUACCUCUUCAUCCUCCCCAACAGAGUCCCAAGCUCCCAGCCAGCUCAGUGGCACACCACAUACUGAGACCGUUCCCUUGAGGGUACCCUUAAAGGGCACCAUCAGCUCUGGCCUGCCUGUCACCUCCACUGGCUCCACAAAACUGACCCUGCCUCUGUUGUCCUCCAUGCCUACGUUCCCUCUCUCCUUCAGCGCUUUUCCCCUGCUCUCGCCCAGCGCCCCUGCCUCCAGCCUGGGGAAGCCGUACAGACCCUGGGGAACGGAGAUAGGGGCCUUCUGAACUUUCACCCUCACCUGGGGACCAGAGGACUCCAGCAGAGCUGGGCCUCUAUGAAUGUAAUGGAGCGCUGGCAUGUAGAGGGGCAGAGACUGAUGUUUGCAAAUCUAUUGUUUGUUUUUGUUUUAUUUUUAUUUUUCUUGCCCUUUUUCAAGGAGGCAGUGGGGAAUAUUGCCAUCCUUUUCUUCCAAGACCGUGUUUUUAGUAUCCCCAGAUAGGGACUGCAGCUAGAAUUGAGUGUUCAGUGUUCACCCUUAUAUUGAUCUUUGUGUGGUAAAGAUCUGCCCUCCCUGUGUUUUUCAUAUUAAAUUUGCCUUUUACUUAG